CGGCGUUUCCGCCCUCGGUCGGCCCCACCUCUGCCGGCCCGCCCUCGACUCCCCGCCGUACGGAGCAGCAGCCGGGGAUCCCGGAGUGGCGGAGCCCCCGCCCGCAGCGGCCGCCGCCUGGACGCCGGGGAGCCGCAGGAUUUCACAUCAAAAGAAGACAGAACCGUGUGCCUGCCCACCCCAAGCCUCUUGCUGGUGCUUUUAGGGGCCCCGGGUCCGAGACUCUGACCUUCACUGCACGAGUGAGGGUCUCUAGGAUUCCCACAGCCCGAGAACCAUCCAGCUGUGUGAAUCCCUGGUGCUGUUGCGCCUGAGAGUGAGGACUGGCUGGUUAGCAAAAAAACAAGAGCCCUCUGGGGCCUCUAGCAGAGGCCCGAAGCUGGAACCAUCAGGGAAUAUGAGUGAAUUUUGGCACAAACUGGGCUGUUGCGUGGUAGAGAAGCCCCAGCCGAAGAAGAGGAGAAGACGGAUUGACCGCACCAUGAUUGGAGAACCAAUGAAUUUUGUCCACUUGACUCACAUCGGCUCUGGAGAGAUGGGGGCAGGAGAUGGACUUGCCAUGACCGGUGCAGUUCAGGAGCAGAUGAGAUCCAAGGGAAACCGGGACAGACCGUGGAGCAGUUCUAGGGCCUUGUAGCUCCCACAGGCCUGGCUCUGCAGUUCCCAUUCCGUGUCCAGCCCAGAAGAAAUGCUGCCCACACCAGAUCCCUUCCACAACCAGUGACCCAAGGGCUCCACCUCUCCCCCCUUCCUAACAAGUGCCUCCAACGGCAUGGGGGCUGGACUCCCUCUCCUCCCUCUGGCCUCUGCCCCUCCUGGAGAUGGGCUCAAGGCAGCAGGACUGACCAAGUGUCUACUGGUAGGCCAGAGGAGUCAGCUGAAGCCCUGGGCACCCUAGAUCUGAGCUGGGGGUUCUCUGGGAAUCUGGAAUGAGUUCCCUGCUCCUGAAUGAAGGUCGGGUGCCACCUGUUUAAACUUCUUGCCUUUACUUUUUAAAGGAGGCGGGUAGGUGAGGGGACCACUGCUGCCUCCCUGCCCUCUUUCCGUCUGGAAUGAGCACUGCAGAGGCCAAGGGGCGGAGUUACCGCUGCCCAGUACACGCUGGAUUUCAGGUGAAAGCUCACAGCCCUCCACGUCUCUGCCGGCACCAGGGUCUUGGUCCAGUUAGGCCUCUAAUCCCGUGCUUCUGUAGUAUUAAUAGCUUCCCAGAAAUAUUCUUUUUUUUAAUUAAAAUUUUAAUUUAAGAUGAGUUCUUUUAAUUACCCCAUCCCGCUGCUAUCUCAGGCCUCACCCCAUCCCUUUGAGGGAUUUUACUGUUUCUCACUGAAUUAGAAGUGAGGAGCAGAUCUUAAUUUGACCACAUUAAAGACUGGGAGUCCUGGCCUGUCCUCUGUCAGCUCCCUGCUGGCCAGGUGAAAGGAAGAGGAGGGCCGUGUAUAAAAGCCAAGACCUCAGGGCGGACUUCCUGUUAGGAAUGCAGCGGUGGGGUGGACUGGUUGGAAGCCCUCUUCGAGCAACAGGUUUUGAGAUCCUUUAUGGAGGCCUAGCUUUUCAACCCAAACAGCUGAAAGCAGUGUGGGCUGCAUUUCCAGCCUACCCCAGUGUGGCAACCAAAAUGCCCCCAGAAAUUGCCAAGUGUCUCCUAGAGACAGAAUUACCCGCAGUUGAGAGUCAAGCGAUUUCCACAUGCCCCACCCUCCACCAGCCUGGUUGUUCGCCCUGAGCCUUGGGCGAGCUAGUGCCCUCACGGAGCGGGCUCAGCAGAGCUGCGCGUCUUUCCUUCAGAUGUAUUGCUUGUGCUCGCACGGGCUCAGGUUUCUGUGACAGACGUGUUCAAUGUGCCUCUGUGUUUGGUCUCUGCAAGAGGGCCUCCCACAGUGCGGAGACGCGAACAGGGUGAGCUGGGAUGAGAGAGGAGGGAUCAGGACUGCUGAGAACUGGUUAUGUGCCCACGUGCUGAGCUCCUCUGCUAAGGUCCUCAAACCCAGCGUAAGACUCAGGGACUUUGGUUGGAAGUGUCACUUGGCGUGGCACGCGGCUGAAGCUCCUGCUCUACAUGGGAGUACCGCAGGAGCAGAGUCUUUAGGCCCUUUGUUUUCUCAGGUCUCUUUGUUCUGGCCCUUUCUUUGCGGUCUGAUUAGAAAGGCAGAACAAGACAGAUGAGCGCCUGCCCCGUCCUAGAGAGGCGGGCUGGGGUCUCAUUAGCUCUGUAAUAGGAAGUUGUUGUGUGGCAGUGGGUUAGGGCUGUGGGAACUGGUCCCCUCCUGCUGACCCCGGGCAGUUUUACCCCUCACCUAGUGACUGAGGUUUUCCCUUGUCCAAAGCUCAGUGUGCUCCCUGUAGACUUUCAGACUCUAGCAUUGGUCGUGAAUGUCCAUUCCUGGCUCGCUUCCUUGCCAUUCCCGUCAGGCCUGCCUCGCUGGAAGCUCACCUGCUAGUUAGAGGCUACAUGACCACUUGCAGGCAUGGUGGACCUGUGCCCACCAGGCAGCGUGCUCCAAGGAAGGCCCUGAACGUCAGGUCCCAGUGGCCAGAGGUUGGACACUGGGGGUGAACCCCAAGCUCCAGUUUUGUUAACUAAUUGGGGCACAGUCUUCUCUUUCUUUGAUGGUCUCCUGCCUCAGGCUACCUUCUCUAAUGUGUAUGCCACCACCACUUACCAAGGUGAUUGGAAUGGGUUGACAGUCAUAAUUUAUAUUCAGAACUUGAUGGACUUUUAAGAUACAUUUUUCCAAUAAAAGAAUUAAGCAAAAAUAGUUGCAGAGUAAUC
This is a messenger RNA of Microtus oregoni (creeping vole), 2770 nucleotides long. RefSeq names its product CDC42 small effector protein 1. NCBI's taxonomy places the organism in Eukaryota, Metazoa, Chordata, Mammalia, Rodentia, Cricetidae. The transcript is spliced from 5 exons. The record is from RefSeq and is a predicted model, not a curated record. Gene Ontology annotation, molecular function: small GTPase binding. The coding region runs from base 398 to 637 and encodes 79 amino acids. Gene Ontology annotation, biological process: regulation of Rho protein signal transduction. Gene Ontology annotation, cellular component: plasma membrane.